Molecule: messenger RNA, 1710 nt
Organism: Puma concolor (puma)
Lineage: Eukaryota; Metazoa; Chordata; Mammalia; Carnivora; Felidae
Source: RefSeq, a predicted model, not a curated record
AUGGUAAAAUAUAAUGAAGAGUUUAAUGUUUCUUGUUCCAUCUCGGAUUUUACCAUAAGGGAGCAUUACUAUAGUGAUGUUCGCAGUAAAAUAAAACAGGGUCUGUUACCUAGCUUGGAAGAUUUGCUGUUCUAUACAAUUGCAGAAGGACAAGAGAAAAUACCUGUUCAUAAAUUUAUUACAGCACUCAAAUCUACAGGAUUGCGAACGUCUGAUCCCAGGUUGAAAGAGUGUAUGGAUAUGUUAAGAUUAACUCUUCAAACAACAUCAGAUGGUGUCAUGCUAGACAAAGAUCUUUUUAAAAAAUGUGUUCAAAGCAACAUUGUUUUGUUGACACAAGCCUUUAGAAGAAAGUUUGUCAUUCCUGACUUUAUGUCUUUUACCUCUCACAUUGAUGAGUUAUUUGAAAGUGCUAAAAAGCAGUCUGGAGGAAAGGUUGCGGAUUAUAUUCCUCAGCUAGCCAAGUUCAGUCCUGAUUUGUGGGGUGUAUCUGUGUGUACAGUAGAUGGACAGAGGCAUUCUAUUGGAGAUACCAAAGUUCCAUUUUGUCUUCAGUCCUGUGUAAAACCUUUGAAAUAUGCAAUUGCUGUUAAUGACCUUGGAACAGAAUAUGUGCAUCGAUAUGUUGGGAAAGAGCCAAGUGGAUUAAGAUUCAACAAACUGUUUUUAAAUGAAGAUGAUAAGCCACACAAUCCUAUGGUAAAUGCUGGAGCAAUUGUUGUGACUUCAUUAAUAAAGCAAGGAGUGAAUAAUGCUGAAAAAUUUGACUAUGUGAUGCAGUUUUUGAAUAAGAUGGCUGGCAAUGAAUACGUUGGAUUCAGUAAUGCAACGUUUCAGUCUGAAAGAGAAAGUGGAGAUCGAAAUUUUGCAAUAGGAUAUUACCUAAAAGAAAAAAAGUGUUUUCCAGAAGGCACAGACAUGGUUGGUAUAUUAGACUUCUAUUUCCAGCUAUGCUCCAUUGAAGUAACUUGUGAAUCAGCCAGUGUGAUGGCUGCAACACUGGCUAAUGGUGGUUUCUGUCCAAUUACUGGUGAGAGAGUACUGAGCCCUGAAGCAGUUCGAAAUACACUGAGUUUGAUGCAUUCCUGUGGCAUGUAUGAUUUCUCCGGGCAGUUUGCUUUCCAUGUUGGUCUUCCUGCAAAAUCUGGAGUUGCUGGGGGCAUUCUUUUAGUUGUCCCUAAUGUCAUGGGCAUGAUGUGCUGGUCUCCUCCUCUGGACAAGAUGGGCAACAGUGUUAAGGGAAUUCACUUCUGUCAUGAUCUUGUUUCUCUCUGUAAUUUCCAUAACUAUGAUAAUUUGAGACACUUUGCAAAAAAACUUGAUCCUCGAAGAGAAGGUGGUGAUCAAAGGGUGAAGUCAGUGAUAAACCUUUUGUUCGCUGCGUAUACUGGAGAUGUAUCUGCACUUCGAAGAUUUGCUCUAUCAGCCAUGGACAUGGAACAGCGAGACUAUGACUCUAGAACAGCACUGCAUGUAGCUGCUGCAGAGGGUCAUGUUGAAGUUGUUAAAUUUUUGCUGGAGGCAUGCAAAGUAAAUCCUUUCCCCAAGGACAGGUGGAAUAACACUCCCAUGGAUGAAGCGUUGCACUUCGGACACCACGAUGUAUUUAAGAUCCUCCAGGAAUACCAAGUGCAGUACACGCCUCAAGGAGAUUCCGACAACGGAAAAGAAAAUCAAACGGUCCAUAAGAAUUUGGAUGGAUUGUUAUAA